GUCACGCGGUGGAAGAAGAAGAAGAGAGCAGGAAUGAAAACAAGAGAAGGGGCACGCCUUCUCUCCAAAAGGUUAUAGCAGCUUAAUAAGUGUUGCUGUCAGAGGUGCACGGAGAGACUAAAUAACACCAACAACAACUACGACAACAACACGUCUGUGAUUUCACUAAAAAUCAAGAGUAGCCCUGCAGAAAUGGAGUCCACAGAAAUGACAGACUUCGUUCAUCCUAGCCGUUGAUAAAAGAGAUUGACUCACAAAUCGUGUGGGGAAAAAAUGCCCAACCAGAAGAAUAACAAGGGGAAGAAAAGCAAACGAACUAACAGUAGCGGAGAUGAGCAGGAAAAUGGAGCCUGUGCGGCCGCAACAGGAGGCGCGGCCGCGGUCGCUGCUGCUGCGGCUGCUGCUGCUGCUGCUGCAGCACCCGGGACCGAGCGUUCGAGUGAGGCCCAGUGCGCGACCCCUUUGGGCUGCAGCUUGGGCCGGCCCAUUGACCUGGAGAAGGAUGACUACCAGAGGAUCCAGUGCAACAACGAGCUCUGCCCCUACGGAAACUGGAUGCAUCUGCAGUGCUUCUACGAGUGGGAGAGCUCCAUUUUGGUACAGUUCAACUGCAUCGGUCGUGCACGCUCGUGGAAUGAGAAGCAGUGUCGGCAGAACAUGUGGACCAAGAAAGGAUAUGACCUGGCUUUUCGGUUCUGCUCCUGCCGCUGCGGCCAGGGCCAUUUGAAAAAAGACACUGACUGGUAUCAGGUCAAGCGCAUGCAGGACGAGCGAAAGAAGAAACCGUCUGAGAGGAGCGCUGGGAGGGUGGGGUCGUCUGGGGGGGCUUCUGGAUCUGGGGACAGUGUGUUUGAGGACCCCAGGAAAAGCAAGCUAGCAGGAGGAGUAGGUAAGACUGCUCACAGGGCAUCGAGUCAAGAGCUACCGCAAAGACAAUCAGUGGACCGCCAGAACUCAGUCGAAAGAGGAGCAGGAGCAGCAGGAGGUCUCUUUCCUUUGGGGCCACCUUUGAAGUCUCCAUGCGACUCCCCGGGACAGUCCCCUCCAACUGGUUUCUCCUUUUCGCCAACAUCCGUCCUCGGGCCUGGCGGAGUUGGUUCAGGUUUUCGGGGUCCCCGUCAAUUAGGUGAAUUUCUCAAAUCGGCAGUGCACAUGGAUGCACAGCGGAAGCAUCUUUUGGUAGGGGGGCCCCUCAGCCGAGCACCGGGUUGCGUUCCUCACCUGGACCCCGCAACUGUUCUACCCCUGCCGGUGGCCUUCACCCUCCCGCUUCAUCACAGACUUGCCUCGGGCGGCUUCGGUGACGGCACGCUUCCUCAACCUGUGCAGUUUCUGAGGAGGAUGGAUCUCACAGAGCUUCUCACUCACAUCCCUCGCCAUAAACUCAACACCUACCAUGUUCGAAUGGAGGACGAUGCCCAGGCGGGCCAGGGAGAAGAACUGCGUAGGUUCAUCCUGUCCACACUCAGUGCAAGCCAGAGAAAUAUGGUCAACUGUGCACUAUGCCACCGGGCGUUGCCAGUGUUUGAACAGUUUCCGCUGGUGGACGGGACCAUGUUCCUUAGCCCGUCACGCCACGAUGAGAUUGAGUACGAUGUUCCUUGCCACCUGCAAGGCAGGUUAAUGCACCUCUAUGCCAUAUGUGUGGAUUGUCUAGAAGGUGUCCACAAGAUCGUAUGUAUCAAGUGCAAGUCUCGAUGGGAUGGGAGCUGGCACCAAUUAGGCACCAUGUAUACCUACGACAUCCUGGCUGCUUCACCUUGUUGUCAGGCUCGUCUGAACUGUAAACACUGCGGGAAGCCGGUGGUGGACGUUCGCGUCGGUAUGCAGUAUUUCUCCGAGUACAGCAACGUGCAGCAGUGCCCUCACUGCGGCAACCUGGACUAUCACUUCGUCAAACCCUUCUCCUCCUACAAAGUACUCGAGGCUUAUUGACAAAUGUUGUUUAUGCAUGCUAGUUAAUGCUGCUUUUAUGUUUUUUACAGUUUAGUAAAGUUUAUAUUUUCAAAUUGAGUGGAGGGGCUCAAGAUUAGUUGGAUGUCAUAGAUUUCCACUUGUACUGUUUUUAACUUUUUUAAGAUGUACACACGGAUUCUUGUGGAAGUUCCGGGGUUGUGUCUAAUGCUGAAAGCUCAAGAAAGGUGUUGGAUUAAGUGUGAAACACAUCUAUUUGUGACAAGUGAAUGUAUCUGUAAGCCAAAUUAGAGUUUUAUUUUUAUCAUAAAAUGAUAUCAUUCUUGAAUAAAGGUUAAGAUACGAAGUG
This is a messenger RNA of Syngnathus acus (greater pipefish), 2263 nucleotides long. It is a transcript of the gene heca, whose product is annotated as hdc homolog, cell cycle regulator. The record is from RefSeq and is a predicted model, not a curated record. Bases 274 to 1935 code for a protein of 553 amino acids. Lineage: Eukaryota; Metazoa; Chordata; Actinopteri; Syngnathiformes; Syngnathidae. The transcript has 5 exons.